Poeciliopsis prolifica (blackstripe livebearer) is the source of this 7837-nucleotide messenger RNA. It is a transcript of the gene dnajc6, whose product is annotated as DnaJ (Hsp40) homolog, subfamily C, member 6. Lineage: Eukaryota; Metazoa; Chordata; Actinopteri; Cyprinodontiformes; Poeciliidae. Gene Ontology annotation, molecular function: clathrin binding. Bases 392 to 3127 code for a protein of 911 amino acids. The transcript has 20 exons. The record is from RefSeq and is a predicted model, not a curated record. Gene Ontology annotation, cellular component: cytoplasm; vesicle; intracellular membrane-bounded organelle. Gene Ontology annotation, biological process: synaptic vesicle uncoating; clathrin-dependent endocytosis.
UAGCGGUGUGAUGAUGCAGUAGCUCGGCACCUCCACAGCUUCACUGACAGGUAAAACUGGGCUCCACCUGGGAAAUCCCUGCAGAGGUGCCCAGUUUCCACUAGGCUGUUGACACCUUGACCCUUCGGCUGACAGUGAAUGACAAAGCAAAGGUCAGUGCGUGUGCGCGCGCGCAGCCGGGAUUCAAAGAGCAUCUCCACAGCGGCACAAGACGGCGCUCCUGGGAGAAUGGUAGAAAACGCUCUGAAAGCUGGUCGAUAGCGGCGGAGACAGCUUCGGCUUCGGCAGGGGGAGCAGCAGCGGCGGCGGCGGCGGAGGUUCUCUCAGCGGCUCCAUCGCGGCCACCCUCGGACCGAAGGCAGGCCCACUGAGAGAGGAGGACUGCAGCACCAUGGACAGCUCAGAUAUGGAUGCUGGCUAUGGUGGAGGGCUGUUGGACAUGGUGAAGGGAGGAGCUGGCAAGUUCUUCAGCAACUUUAAGGACAACUUAAAAGACACUCUGAAGGACACCUCCACAAAGGUCAUGCAUCAGGUUGCCACGUACACUAAAGGAGAGCUGGACAUUGCAUAUAUUACAUCAAGAAUCAUAGUCAUGACGUACCCUGCUGAGUCAGUCCAGAUUGGCUACCAAAACCAUGUUGAGGACAUUCGCUCGUUCCUCGACAGUCGUCACGCCGACCACUACACAGUUUUCAACCUUUCACAGCGAAACUACCGUGGCGCCAAAUUCUCAAAUAGGGUGUCAGAGUGCAAUUGGCCUUCUCGCCAAGCUCCCAGCCUUCACAACCUGUUUGCUGUGUGCAAAAACAUGCACAACUGGCUCAAACAGAACCCAAAGAAUGUGUGUGUCAUCACUUGUUCGGACGGUCGCGCUCCCUCCGGUGUUUUGGUCUGUGCCAUGUUCUGCUUCUGCCACCUCUUCAGCCACCCAGUUCCUGCCAUGCAGCUGCUCAGCGCCAAGAGACCAGGAUCCGGACUCUGGCCCUCACACCGCAGGUACAUAGGUUAUGUAUGUAGCAUGGUGUCAGAGAAGCCCACUCUGCCGCACUCCAAGCCCUUGGUUAUCAAGGCCCUCACUAUGAGUCCAAUUCCAUGUUUCAACAAGCAACGCAGCGGCUGUCGGCCCUUCUGUGAUGUCCUGAUUGGAGAGACAAAGAUCUUUACCACAGCGCAGGAAUACGAGAGGAUGAGAGAGCACAGGAUCCAGGAGGGGAAAGUUGUUUUCCCUCUUGGUGUGAGUGUUCAGGGAGAUGUUGUGGUUUCUGUCUACCACAUGAGGUCAACAAUUGGAGGUCGUCUGCAGGCCAAGGUGUCCAACACUCAGAUCUUCCAGAUCCAGUUCCACACUGGCUUUAUUGCUCCUGGAACCACCACAUUGAAGUUUAGCAAACCAGAGCUCGAUGCCUGUGACUCCCCAGAGAAAUAUCCUCAACUGUUCCAUGUGAUCCUUGAUGUGGAGGUAGAAGGAGUGGAUAAGCAGAAAGACUUGACGCCACCAUGGGAGCAGUUUCCCUGUAAAGACCUGAGUCCCAAUUUGCUCUUCUCCAGCCACCAGGAGCAUCAGGACGCACUGGCUAUUGCAGAUGAGAUGGAGGGCUUGGAUCUGGAGGAACCAAGCCGGCAACACGGAGAAGGUCGGGCCCAUUGUGAGGAGAGCGAGCCCUCCGAUGACGAAAUGUUGUCGCUUUCAAGCCAGCGAAGUAGCAUCAGCGCUGCCUCGCAGAAACCAGAACCUGCAGCUCCAGUUCCUGGCGCACCAGCACCCACUGAGGAAGUGGAUCUUCUUGGCCUGGGUGGGGAAGACAUCAACCGUCCGUGCCCCUCUUCUCAGCCUGCAGCGGCUGCAGCCACUGACCUCCUGGGAGAUUUGUUUGGGGCUCCGCCUCAGCCGGCCAGUGCACCUUCAUCCACUCAGUCCACUCCGCACAAAGUGGCCCCUAAUACUGCCUCACAGAGCCCAUCCCCUGCUCCACCAGCAUUUCAUCCUUUUGGAGCAGCUCCUAUGCCUAAGCCUCAGGAGAUGAUGGGCUCAUUCCUCGGACCAGGUAAUGUGGGGCAGCCAGACCUCUUUGUGCAUGCUGCUCGUUCUCCAUCACCCACCCUGCAGCCUACAAGCUUGGGUAGAAGCUCCCCUGUCCCACCCGCCACACCUACCGUCAACAUUCAGCAGCAAAAUGCCCUGGGAGGUUGGGACUGGAACAGACCUGUCACCACAAGCACAGCGGGAGGUUUUGGUAUUGGCAGUCGAUCAGCCACUACCAGUCCCACAGGUUCAGUCCACAGCACGCCCACCCACCAAACUAAGCCAAACACCUUGGAUCCAUUCGCCGACAUCGGAAACCUGUCCGGAAGCCUUGGAGGUGCUUCUGGAUUCUCCAGCAAGCCCACCACUCCAACAGGAACAACUCCGUCCUUCCCACCAAUGGGUUCCCCGUCGCGGCCGCAGCCGUCCCCCCAGCACACAGGAGGCUGGCAGCCCCACACAGGAGCCAACUUCUCCUCCUGGCAGCCCAGCGCCGGAGGUAGUGGAGGCUGGCAAGCCCAAGGACAGGGUCCGACUGCCCAACCAAAGCCCAGCCCCAGUCACACCUCCAUUCCUCACACAUCGCCUCAGAAUCGACCCAACUACAAUGUUAGCUUCUCAGCAAUGGGAGGAGGCUCUCCGAGUGCAGCGGCCAAACCACAGGCGGGAACUGGUUCUAAGCCCAGAGCCUCGGAUGCAAACUUUGAUGACCUGCUCUCUGGUCAGGGAUUUGCAGGGACCAAAGAGAAAAAAGGCCCCAGGACAAUAGCAGAGAUGAGGAAGGAGGAAAUGGCCAAAGAGAUGGACCCAGAGAAAAUUAAGAUUUUGGACUGGAUCGAGGGGAAGGAGCGUAACAUCCGCGCCCUGCUGUCCACCAUGCACACGGUGCUUUGGGAGGGGGAAACACGCUGGAAGCCAGUGGGAAUGGCUGACCUGGUUACCCCUGAACAGGUCAAGAAGGUUUACCGCAAAGCAGUGCUGGUUGUUCAUCCUGAUAAGGCAACAGGACAACCUUAUGAACAAUAUGCCAAGAUGAUUUUCAUGGAACUGAACGAUGCCUGGUCAGAAUUUGAGAGCCAAGGACAAAAACCUCUCUAUUCCUAAAAACAAGUGAAAAGAAGUGAGCAACAUCAGGAUGUUCCUUCCAGUUCUGUGUUCUAACCCUUAAAAGUGUCACCGCCUCUGAAAUGACUCACCAUGUAACAUCAUCUGCCUUUAUACCUGCACUUUCACUCAGAUUGCUCCAUUUGCCCAAAACUCCUAACAUCAGUGACGGCAACAGACGACCAAACAGACAAAAGAAGCGCCUCUGAACACAGACGAAUGCUCUCUGUACGUACAGUAUGUGGUGCAACAGCGACAAAGUUCACUGACCCCUUCCUUGACCCUUGAGAUCAGCUCAAUCAAACCAACAGAGAUGUCUGAGACAUGGAGCUGGAUACCGCAGGAUAAGAGAAAAACAAACCAGGGAGCACAUUCAGCAAAUAUUUCAUCGACUGCUCCUUGUCAGAGUUACAGUGAUAGCAGAUACUCUUACUGUAAGGCACAACAAGCAUUUAUAUGCAUUUAUGUUAGCUAGAAUGUAGUUUGCUCUUUGACCUGUGUGAAAAUGCAUUCAGGGUCUGUUGUGAAAUCCAAUCCAUAGGAAGGUCAAAUUAAAAGGCAGCAACAUCAAGUUACUGUAAAAUUAUCUGACGGUAGGUUUUUAUUCUGCUAACCAUUGUUUGUUUAGAACAGAUUGAAUCUAUAAAUAGUAGUCAACGAGAAAUACCAUCAAUAUGUGUUCAGCAGAAUUAAGAUUUGAUGAGUUUUCUGAGAUUUUUUUUUUUUUUUUUUUUCACUUUUGCCUUGUUGAGUUAAUAUGGUGUAAAGACAUUCCUGGAGGAUGUAUUGUUGCUAUUCUUUAUUCAUUCUGGUGUUCCCAGGCAAAAUUGUGAGUGGACUAGAGAGAAUCCCAUCCAUGAAUGCUUUACUUAAAGCAGCUACCACCAUUUCUUUUUGGAAAAGUUAUUUUUCCAAGAUGUCUCAAGCGGUUUUAAAUGAGGUUUCAGUCAGUAAAAUAAAAUUCUUAAUUCCUCCAGCCCAUUCCUGCUACUUCAUGUAAAACAUUGGUCUUUCCUUGAUGUUUGUGUUCGCCUCACAUGCAAAAACACUCACAUAUAUUUAUUGCCAUCCCUCAGUAAGUUCUGCACUCACGGUAAUUUCUCUCCUUGAAUUUGUUGAUGAUUUGACACAUUGUUUAUUUGUGUGCAUUCUUCAUACAUGAGGCUAUUCAUGCAAGCCAAUGACGAGGGCUUGUGUUUCUGUGGAGAUGAGAAUGACUGACAAAAUAAGAUUAAGAGCAACACUCACUUUUAAAGCAACUGUUGUGUUUUUCUAAUUCAAUCAGCUUGUUAACACUUUGCUCUGAGCUGAUUCUAAAAUCAUUGAGUCAUUUUUGUGGCAGAACUAAAACACGUGAUGAGUUAGUUUUGUCCUUUUUAUUUGGUUUCUUUUUUUGGUUUCUUGCAGUAAUUAGUUUUAAUCUAAUAAAAAGCGCCUAUAAGACAGUAGCUGUCUACUUAGUGAAAGCAACUUCAGCUUAUUGACUGUGUGAUUCCUGAUGGGCUUUCAUUUCUGCUAAUUGCAUAAUAAUAUGUGUGUAUAUCUAAAAUAAUUGGAUCUUAGAUCAAAAAAUGUGAAAAAGAAAUAACACUUUUUCUGACUACUGAUUCUUUCUGUAAACUGGGAGUUGUACAUUUUAGGACUGUAAAGCACCUCAUGCAUAUCCUCAUAAAGUAAUAUCAAUUUGCAAUUGAAAACUUGUGAAAGCACAAACAUUUUUAAUGUACUUAAAAGAGCAGCUGAUGUACAUUUUUGAUUACAAAGCAAUAUGCUUGAAUGACAUAAAUACAUGUCUAUGUUUGCUAAGUGACUUGUGCAACAAAUAACCUGAGGUUUCUUAGUUUAAUCAUAUCAGCCAUGCUGUUUGAGUUUGUCUUCAGCCAGACAGGCAAAAUUAAAAAAAACAAUUUGCUCAUAUCAACACAACAUAUAUUUGUUUCACUAAACUCAUAAUCCCACACAAUGACUGCAUUUACAUAGAAAAAGCCAUGUGAGCAACCAGAUGUUAAUCAGGAGAAAGAAACAAAAUUAAAUAGAUUUUCUUGGAUAAAUCUUGAUUUAUCAAAAAACUAAAAGCAAAGGCGUAAAACGUUUUUACUUAUUUUGUUUGUUUUGUUCAUUAUUUUGAUAUUACCCCAUCACCUCUUGAAAUUGGAUUUUACCCUUAAUAACACAACUUCAAAAUAAGAAGGCACUGAACUUUAAGAAUUUUAUUGUGUUCACUUGAUAUGUGUUGUUUACAUUGAUGAGACAUUUGUUUCCAUUUUGCACAGUUUCAUAUCAACAGUAAAGUACAGGAGGCUUGACUUAGGGAACUGUUUGAAAUUGUUUCAUUCCAACCUAACUUGUAUGAUCUUUGUUCUAUUAAUAUCAGCUACAAUUGUUCUUCAGACUGUUAAGCUAUUUUUGCUUGUGACACUGUUUCUUCAUAUGGAAAUUGUUUAAUAAUUAGAAUAAUGUCCAUGGAAGCUUAAAAUACUAUAAGGCAGAUUUAAAUCAGGGCAACCCUGAAUUUUUGGCCAAACUGAGGUGUGACCUGAUGGUGUUGGAUUUACAAGGCACCACAAAGAUGUUGAGUUGGAUUUAGGUCAGGUGUGUUUGGGCUCCAGGAACUGUCUGGAUACUCUUGCCACAUGAGGCCUGGCAAUUUCGCACACCAGGAGAAACCCAGGAUCCUAUGCACCAGUGUACAUUCUUCAACUGAUACCUCGUGGUCGUCUGGUAGAGGUCAGAGUACCACCAGUGGAUUUACCUCCCCAGUCCACGACCUACCAACUACCAGUCACUGUCAUGCUCUGCAGACCUUUUCAAUGUGAAAAGCGCUCACUGGUUCUGGCCUGUCAGUUCUAGUAUUAUAUGGAAAACUGAGCUUUGUAAUUCUGGAUGUCAGAGUAUCAGGAAGUCUGUUUCUGAUUGUUUGCUGGAGCUUAUUUUGGUGCUGAUGUUUUUCUUUCUUGCACUAAUUAGCAGACACCAGUCCUUCAAAAGGGUAAAGGAUUAGAGAGGCCUGCCCAUCUCUGUAAUGACUAGACCAAGAGUCUCCAACCCUAGUCCUCAAAAGCUACUAUCCUCAAGGAUUUGGAUGUAUCAAUUCUCCACACACCUGAAUAAAAUGAAUAACUCAUUACCAGGCCUUUGCCGAACUCGAUUACCACUCUGAAGAGGUAAUACAAUCAUUUGUUUCAAGUGAGAUCUAUCUAAAACCUGCAGGACAGCAGCUUUCAAAGACUAGGACCGGCCAUUCCUGUGCUCAUUGGCUGUUUCCUGGAAUCAGCUCCAUGCUUUUGAGACACAACAAACCUUUUGCGCCACGGUGGGUGAGUUUCAACCGCUGCAUGGUCCAGUUAUUACUUUAUUCAACCAGGAGCACAGCAACACUGUUUUUACAUUUGGUUUUGACACAUUGGAAUGCUUAACCAAUCCAAUGAAAUACCAAUAAGUUCCUGCACUAUUUGACAUGUAAUAUUCUGGUUAAAAUGGAUUAAGAUUAGGAUUUGGAUUUCUAUUUUUUAGGUAGGGGUAGGAAUGGAAAACGGAUGAACAUAUGUACUUCCAUUCUGACCCCAGAUUGAAUUUCCUUCUUCUGGUUUUACAGUUUACAUUUACUGUUGCAGAAAAACAAGUUAGCAGCGCUGCCCAAAGUCGGUCCUGGGUGGGCCGGCAUCCUGCAUGUUUUAGUUCUCCCCCUGGUUUAACUCACCUGGAUCAAAUGAUGGCUCAUUAAGGAGACCAUUGACAUGCUGAACAGGUUAAAAGGUUAUCACUGGCAGGGAGAAAACUAAAACCAACCAUCGAGGACUAAAUUUGGGCACCACUGCUCUAAUGGAUUAAAGGUUUUUUUUUGUUUUUUUUUUUCAAAUUUAUGCAAAAAUCAUUGAUUGCAAAUGUCUGAGAAAGUAUGUUUUUUUUUUUACAUGCAAAGGGUGGAGGAAUUGUUUUUUUUUUUUUUUACAUGCAAAGGGUGGAGGAAUUGUUUUGUUUAUGUAAAACAAGCUGCAAGUUUUAUGUUAUUUCCAGGUUAACAACCUGGUAAUUGGAAAUCAUGCAACUGUUUUAUGUUGCUCAAAAAUACCUGGAAAAACAACAGAUGCCCCCAAAUUAAGCAUUACAUUUGCAUUCAUGUCCUCAUAAAUAAGUACCAUUCUUGACACUCAUAUUGUCUUGAUGCAAUUGAGCGGUUAGAUGAAAAUUCUACUUUACUUUGUACUUUCCUGUCAGUUUCAAAUCACUCAAAGUUUCCAUUGUAGAAUAAAUGGCGACUGCAGGGAAGGUGUGUUUCACCCAUAGAGAACUUUCAUUCAGGAGGAAAAGUUUUGUUUGAAGUCCUUGAAAGACAGCAGGUCUCAGACUGAAACUAAACUUGAAGCUGAUGUUUUGUGUUUUCUUUUACCUGAUGAAGAGAGCCGUCUCUUAUCUAUUUACACGGAGGACCUAAAUGUGAAACAACCCUUGUUAACCCCAUCGCUGACUGAUCUUAGAGCUAACCUCUAUACUGUAAUCAGUCCAUGUGUGUUGUUUGAAGCUGUGGUAUGUAUGAGUCAGAUUUGACUACUUUGUCACGUGUUUGCCUGUCUGCUGUUCAAGUAUUAAUUAAUUGUGUAAAAUUUUUUUGUUUAUGUGUUUUCUUUUUGGGUUCUGUUUACUGUUACAGGAUGUACAUAAUGAACAUGUGCAGUGCACAAAAAUAAACAGUAAACAGAGUGAAACAUU